Messenger RNA from Dentiscutata erythropus, 1229 nucleotides. Lineage: Eukaryota; Fungi; Glomeromycota; Glomeromycetes; Diversisporales; Gigasporaceae. The record is from the annotation of a GenBank genome assembly.
AUGGCCAAGUCAGGUUCUAAAAGAUUAAGAACUCGGUCGAUAACACAAGAAGAAGUAUCACUAUGCACGCCGCAAACCGGUACUUCGACUACAGAACUCACCCUCAUUGAAACACCAGACACCAAUGUACAUAAACGUAAACGUCAAAAGUCUCGACAGUCUCAAAGCACACCUAUUCCUGAUGGCGAAAAUCAACAGGUUCAAAAUGAAAUGAGCAAUGAACAAAACGUAUCACCAAGCACCUCUAACAAAGAAAAUGAUCCAGAUCAUGAUCAACCAUUUCCAGUAAAGGCAGUUGAAGAAAUCUUGCGACUCAAAAAAGAGGUUGAAAGACUAACGGCUGAAAUAGCUUUUAAAGAUCAGGUUAUAGCGAGUUUACAGGCAGAUAACAAAAGAUUCAAACCAGGAUUAACGUGUGUUAUUUGCGUAGAGUAUAUGUCAAACCCUUGUACUAUUUCAUGUGGUCAUACCUUUUGCUAUCAAUGUCUUUAUGAUUGGGUCAAAAUACGUAAAGAGUGUCCGACAUGUCGUGUUAAAAUAACAUCAAAACCAGCAUUGUCAUUCGUAGUUAAAGAACAAGUGGAAACUUUUGUUGACAGAUUAUCAUCAGAUGAUGAGAAGAGAAACGCACAAGAACGUCUUAGAAAAAAAGAACAAGAAAUGAAAAGUAUUGCAGAUCCAUGGCGUGGCCUUUUCAGUGAACCAAACGCGCCAGUUAUUAUUGACCUUGCUGAUGGUAUAAGGCGUUGUACAAGAUGUUCAUGGGAAGGGGAUCAUUGUGUUAACUGUGGACAACAAUUCAUAAUAGAAAUUGAAGAUGAUAUAGAUAUCCCACUUGACGAGGAUGCAGAUACAGAUGAUUAUGAAGAUUCUUUCAUUGACGAUAGAGAAAUAGUAGAACUUGUAUCAUCGGAUGAUACUUAUACUGGUGAAAGCGAAAGUGAAUUAACAAAUGCUGCUUCAAUAUCACCAAUAAAUACACGUAGUCGGCGACGACACCAACAACAAAGUAUUAAUGAAGGCACUCCGUCUCGACCGAUUUUAAUAAGUGAAGCUUCAACUAAUGAUUCUAUAUCGCCAAUCAGACGACUUAGACGCUUAAGUUUGAAUCAAAGAGAAGUAGCUCAUAUAUUAAGCGUUCGGUCAACAAGUGAAGAUGACAGUAGUCCUUUAUCAAUUCGUAUAAAUCGUAAUCGACUUAGAAACAGAAGGCCUCCAGCUCGUUUUCC